AUGCACGCUCCUCCAAAGGGCCUGAUUUAUUCGAUCUACUACAUCAGCCUUGCAGCUAUCGGGGUCCCAGCUAAUGUGAUGACGCUGGUAAUCCUUUCAAGAGCAAAGUGUGGCCUUUCCAGGUGUGUCAACUGUUACUUGGAGUCUAUGGUGGUGACUGAUCUUCUAGUCAUUUUCACCGCGGUGAUACUCAGCCGGAUCAGCGUGACUUACGCACCGGGUACUUUCCUGUCCCUGACCCCGGUGUGCAGCAUCAGUAGUGUACUCGUUUAUGUAGCCAGGGACAGUUCGGUCUGGCUGACCGUCGCAUUCACUUUCGACCGAUUUGUUGCCAUUACUUGCCAGAAUCUUAAAACAAAGUAUUGUACCGGGAGAUCAGCUGUGUUGAUUAUAGGCUCUGUCUGUGUUCUAAGUUGUGUAAAGAACAUCCCCUUCUACUUUAUUUACCAGCCUUCCUACGUCAUUAAUGGUGUCCCCUGGUACUGUAAUGUGAAAUCGAAUUUCUAUCAUUUCCCGAUAUGGAAAGCCUUCAAUUGGAUCGAUUGCAUUCUCACACCUUGGCUACCAUUCAUCUUCAUUCUGCUUCUGAACAUUUUGACGGUCAGGUAUAUUGUCAUUGCCAGCAGAGCCCGCAGGAGGCUGCGGACUAGCGAACUGCAGUGCGAUCCUGAGGCAGAAAGUCGCAAGAAGUCGAUCAUCUUACUCUUCGCCAUCUCCGGUAGUUUUAUUCUUCUGUGGAUGACCUAUGUCGCAAACUUCCUCUAUGUCGAAAUUACCAAAGAUAAAUAUUCCGCAGGAUUCAACUUGAAAGACCCGAAGUUCGUGUUCAGGGAAGUGGGGAACAUGUUGCAGCUGCUGAGCUCUUGCACUAACACGUGUAUUUAUGCCGUGACCCAGACGAAAUUCAGACAGCAAAUGUACGAUGCGUUAAAGUAUCCUUUCAAACUAUUUUUCGCAGCGGCUUUCGAUAUAUCGCGGAUUCUCUCUCUUCAUAAUAAGGGAGAAAAAGUGGUCUCCAUUUUACCAUUAAGCGGAGAGACAGAACAAACAACGCGCUGGUUUACGAUGUUAAACGUCCGUUGCGUCAGUAAUCUUCGAGCUCUGUCCCCGAAGGUCGCAAAGAUUCCUGGUCCUCAGGUCAACAACAGAUAUCCCCACUCCGCCGACAACACAUGGGUCUCCUGCCGUGAUACCGAACCUCGAUCUGCCCGUCUCCAGAGCCCUUAUAUCUUAGACGUCCGAACUGGAGCUGGACUCUCAGACCGAACACGUGGUGUGCCUAAAAAAGGCUAG
Messenger RNA from Mobula hypostoma (lesser devil ray), 1293 nucleotides. RefSeq names its product probable G-protein coupled receptor 139. Bases 1 to 1293 code for a protein of 430 amino acids. The transcript has 3 exons. Lineage: Eukaryota; Metazoa; Chordata; Chondrichthyes; Myliobatiformes; Myliobatidae. Gene Ontology annotation, cellular component: plasma membrane. Gene Ontology annotation, molecular function: G protein-coupled receptor activity. The record is from RefSeq and is a predicted model, not a curated record. Gene Ontology annotation, biological process: phospholipase C-activating G protein-coupled receptor signaling pathway.